GGGUGUUCUGCCAUCUCAAAGAAGGUCGUGAACUUACUUACUCAACAAAUACAUAUCCUUUAAGAGUAUUCAACAAUGGCUGGAGGACACGGGCACUUUGAACCGGUCAAGCUUGACCCUGCUAUCGAAAGAUGGUCUCAGAUGCGAGAGAAUGUCUAUCAACAUUUCCGAUUCACCCCUCAGAAAACAAGGCAGGUUUUUACCUACGCCCUCUUAUUGCCGGCUCUUGUUGCUGGUAUCUCUUGGACUUAUAAUAACAAGUUCGACUGGGCUGGCAAGCAAAAAGGCUCUAGUUUACUCGCCAACACUCCCGCCAAGCCUCUUCCUAAGUCUGAUGAGGAAUAAGAUGUAUCAUUUGUAAACCGUGGACUGUAAUUGUGUGGGAAAGGGACACUAAUGCAAAAGCUCCGGUACACGCGAAGAUUAUGGGUACAGCUACAAAAGAAAGAAGCAACGGAUAAGCUACCAAAUGCGUUUUACCAUCGUCCACCGCUCGACCUCUUCAAGCUUCCAUUUCUUGCCCUUUUUUCCUCCGUCCGUCUUUGGUAUGCCUUUAUCCAGGUCUUUGUCACUCUCGCCAUUUCCUUGUUGAGCCCCCGAGUGUUUAUGAGAGACCUUCGUAUCAGGCAAGGACACGCCUCCCUGUGAUAUGGACGAAGAAAGCGAAGGAUAAUCUGGCAAAUCAUCUGCCGCUUUGGAGAGGUAUUCUCUAGUUUGACGGUUGUAUUCCUAGACUUUAAUCAGCGAGAUUCUGUUGAUCGAAGGAAAAAGGAGAUAAAGACUCACAGUUUCUUCUUUGCUUUCUCCGACUGCUGAUCUGCCAUAGUCAUUAACGCUAUCUUCCGCCUCUCUCUCGUCCAUUCCUUCUUGACGCAUUGCCGAGAAACCCAAGAGAGAUAACCCAAGUAUGAUUUUGAGGAACAUUAAACUGCUCUUCCCCUUUAGCAUCUCGCCUCGUAUAAAUUAAAAGAAUACUCUUACCAUCCCCACGAACAAAUUCCCACUCCGAUCCAACUAGCGACCUUCAAACCCCACCACACCGUACCCCAUAGUCCUUCUUCCCCUCCAUUGCCAAAUUCCGACUCUUCCGCGUGCGAGUGCGACAUGGUCAGCAUCCCUAUUGCUUGCCAGGAGAUCCGCAGCACCAAACACGCUAGAGGGAUCGAGGCAAAGCCAAGACGCCGCGCGACCAACGGUGAUUGAUCGAGCAAAAUACGGUGAUUCCUGCUUUUGCCGUCUCGGUGGCGACGAGACGGGGAUGAAGUAAUGGAACCAGCUAGAAGGACAUCUUUGGCCAAGACGUCCGUGAAUCUCUCGUAGACUGACGCUCGAACGUGAUUGAAUUUUGAUAUGAAGGCGUGCUUCACCCAGUCUACCACCAUCUCUGACAUGAUCACGAAAAGGACAGGCUGAAAUCAAGUCCAAUUUAGCAAAAGCAAGGAUGGAUGACGAUGACCUUACUGAUAAGAUGGAGUCCACAAGACUUUUGCCCUUCAUAAAGCUUUUUGGCAA
Cryptococcus deneoformans JEC21 is the source of this 1512-nucleotide messenger RNA. RefSeq lists its product as hypothetical. The transcript is spliced from 5 exons. The record is from RefSeq and is a predicted model, not a curated record. The coding region runs from base 76 to 345 and encodes 89 amino acids. NCBI's taxonomy places the organism in Eukaryota, Fungi, Basidiomycota, Tremellomycetes, Tremellales, Cryptococcaceae.